CAUCCCAAUUGUGCUCCUCAGUCACAGAUCUGACCGUUCUCACAAUGCAUAUCCUACAGAUCAGCGCUGUGGUUUGUGCUUUCAUCAGCCUUCUUCUCCUCCUCAUUGCCCUGGGCUCAGACUACUGGGUGCAAAGUGGCAAUGUGCACUUUGGCCUCUGGAAAGCUUGUGGUCCUUUCAGUCCGAGCUAUACUUGUUUGUCAUAUUCGAUGGAUCUAGUACAAGAUUACUUCCACGUCACCCGAGCAUUCAUGUUCUUCGGGAUGAUCGCUGGAGCCGUCUCUUGCAUUAUUCUUUGUGGAACAUUUUUUGACUUCCAGUUCGGCUUCCUCUCCCGAGCCAGGACCUCAGCCAUAGCCAGCCUUGUUGCAGCUGGUUGCGUCCUGAUUGCCAUGGCCACCUUCACAGGGCGUACGGCAACACUGACCAGUUCUUAUGGAUGGUCUUUUGGCUUGGGUUGGGCUUCCUUUCCUCUGUUUCUUAUAACUUGCAGGCUUGAAUCCGAAAUGCCAGCUGGCGAGGUGAACUUGAAGCCGCCCUUGUCAGCCAGGCAGUUCCCCAGCACCAGGGCCCCUGUCGGAUGA
Messenger RNA from Lacerta agilis (Sand lizard), 584 nucleotides. Its product is annotated as protein NKG7-like. The coding region runs from base 45 to 584 and encodes 179 amino acids. The transcript is spliced from 4 exons. NCBI's taxonomy places the organism in Eukaryota, Metazoa, Chordata, Lepidosauria, Squamata, Lacertidae. The record is from RefSeq and is a predicted model, not a curated record. Gene Ontology annotation, cellular component: plasma membrane.